Messenger RNA from Candida albicans SC5314, 234 nucleotides. It is a transcript of the gene BLP1, whose product is annotated as Blp1p. The record is from RefSeq and is a predicted model, not a curated record. The coding region runs from base 1 to 234 and encodes 77 amino acids. The transcript has a single exon. NCBI's taxonomy places the organism in Eukaryota, Fungi, Ascomycota, Pichiomycetes, Serinales, Debaryomycetaceae.
AUGGACUUCAAAAGAAAAUUGUCUGAAGUAGAUGCUGAUGCUGCUGAAGACGUCAAGAUGGACAUGGGAGCCACUAUCAUUCCUCAAAGAGAACGUGCAACAUCAGUUAUUGAAGACUUCUUGCACCAAGAAAACUCAGAAUUAAAAAAAUCCUUGAAAAAUUUAGAAAUGGAAAAUGAGAAAUUGAAAAAUAUCUUAAAAACAGAUUAUAAUGUUAAUUACAUUCGCAAAUAA